CAUGCGAUUGGACAAGUUGCUUCUUUUGUGUUUGGUAACAAUGUAUGGCUGGGGCCAAUGUACGUCUGGAGGGAGUUUCGAUAGAGGAUGGGACAAGAUGGAGCUAAAAAGAGUGGAUUUGGCUAAUGAAGAAUACACUAUGGACAUGCAUUACUUGUUCGAUAGACUGCAGGCUACUGGAAAGUGGGACGAGUUCGCGAAGUUGAAUGACAAACUUAAUUAUGAAGAAAAUGCUCGAAUAAUGGGGAAAUUUUCGAGGGAUUUACUCAAUGAAUUAAAAGCAAGCAAACUAGCUCAACAGGAAAAACAAGUACCUUCUGGCAAGCCUAGCCCUGGUAUGUUUGGCUACUGGGCUGAGACAGAUAAAGAAACGCGAAAUCUGCGACCUGGAACUAACCCACGAAGUCCACAAUUUUCACCCGGAAAUUUUCCAAGUGCAAACUAUGCUCCUGGAAAUUUCCCACAUCCAAACUUCUCCCCGGGAAAUUUCCCAUCAUUAAAUCGUAGGCCGCCAUACGGCCAAAGCCAGCCGAAUCCUGGCAUUCCUCCGAGAAACACCUUGGACUCCACUUUGAAGAAAUAUGCUGCCUUAGAUGAAUUUGAUAAGAAAAUGUCACCGCUUUAUAAAACACAACGGGACUUCAUGAACCUACCUGAUGAUCUGCCUUACGAAAACCGUCCACCAUCACUUAUGUUUACAACGCCGAAUCAAAGCUCGGAGAAUAAGAUUCCUUCGGUGGAUGAUUUUCGAGCGCCAAUCCAGUGGGUUCCAAUGAAUUCUAAUUUGACCAGCGAUGGACUUGCGAGAGUUACCGAUCACAAAACGGGACAAAACCUCCAAAUUAAAGUAAAUGGAACAAUCUUCGUUCCAGUUAUAGACAAGAGGCUCGACCAUUUGGGUAUAACCGUAAGUCAACAAUUUGAUUUAAACUAA
Molecule: messenger RNA, 934 nt
Organism: Leptidea sinapis
Lineage: Eukaryota; Metazoa; Arthropoda; Insecta; Lepidoptera; Pieridae
Exons: 22
Coding region: 2-934 (310 amino acids)
Source: RefSeq, a predicted model, not a curated record